This is a messenger RNA of Acaulospora morrowiae, 453 nucleotides long. Lineage: Eukaryota; Fungi; Glomeromycota; Glomeromycetes; Diversisporales; Acaulosporaceae. The record is from the annotation of a GenBank genome assembly.
AUGAGGGAAGGAUAUGACAUACCUGUUCGCAUCGAGCCUGAGACCAAGGGACUCCGUGAUAAGGAUUGUUCGGUAAAGACUGACCUGGCUAGCAAGGUGUCACCUAGGAAUCAGGGUGAAGCCCAAACUCUGUAUGAUGAUGAUAAUGCGUCUCGAUCUGAAAAAGAAAUGGAUACGGCAUACACUCUGGAAAACAUUCAAGAAACAACAAAAAGUUAUCGAUAUAAAAAACAACGACAAAAUGAAUAUAUUUCUGAUGAUAUCUCUCAAGAAUCAGAUAAAACACUAAGCGAUGAUUAUGAAAGUGAUACAAAUAAUAAAGUUUUAUUGCCAAAAUAUCGUCCUUUAUCUGAAGAAAAAAUUAAAAAACUUUCAAGUCAAAUUUGGAAGUAUUUUCAACCUUUGGAAAUAAUUGAUAAACCGGAAAAGACUGCUGGACGUUGUUUACAACAA